Molecule: messenger RNA, 12518 nt
Organism: Polyodon spathula (Mississippi paddlefish)
Lineage: Eukaryota; Metazoa; Chordata; Actinopteri; Acipenseriformes; Polyodontidae
Gene: dnah7
Product: dynein, axonemal, heavy chain 7
Exons: 65
Coding region: 354-12425 (4023 amino acids)
Biological process (GO): microtubule-based movement
Cellular component (GO): dynein complex
Molecular function (GO): calcium ion binding; ATP binding; dynein intermediate chain binding
Source: RefSeq, a predicted model, not a curated record
GCCACACGUUAACAACAGAGCGGUGUUCACCAACAUAACGUGAAUAACUUAUAUAAAAUAAUAGUAGUUUUCGUAAAGUGUAGUGUGUAUUCUGUGUGAUUACCUCGAGCUAGUGAAAACCAUUUGCUUUUUUUUGUUGUUGACAUUUUGUGUUUACAAAAAACUUGACAAAGUGCGGAGGGUUGCUGGGCGACUAACCUAGUAAACAACUUCUAAUGUACACAGCAGCAGUUUCUACCCGAGCAGAAGGGGAAUACAGAAUGGCAAAUGAAGUGUUUCUGUAAACAACAUUAUUGUUAAAAUAAUAAUAAUAAUAGUAAUAAUAAUAAUAAUAAUAAUCGAAAUAACACAGCAUGGAUACUCGGGUACCGUACUUGCCAACAGUUUUGCACAGCAAAGGGAAGAUACCCAAGAACCCUGCAUUGCUUCUACCACAGCUCCCACAGGUCUGCACAAAGCCAAAGUGGCAGGAGACUGGACCUUCCUUUCUCCUGAAAGCUGAACAAACAGAAGAUGGACACAAUGCAUUUGGUGCCAAAACAACACUGUCAUCUAGAGACUCUUUUGCUCUCAGACACAAGCGCAAGGGGACCUUGGAGCUGGGACCCUCUAUGGAAAGCCAAAAAGAAGUCAACGGCGCGGCAGCCGAGUGUUUGACCUUGAAGCAGCGCAGCAACUACUCCCAACCAAAGAAGGACCGCGAGCAGUUCCGCAGCGCCCUUGUCAAUAUCAUCAUGCAGCAAGACUCUGCUACCGGCCAGCCCUGUCCUUUGGAUGAGGUCCUGCCGCCAACAUCUGGAUCUCCAAAUGCCACAGAAAGGGAUAUUUUGAGGUACUACUAUUACAUCCACAAUGGCAUUGACACGGAGCAUGUGGCUGCAAUGGAGGACUCCUGGCUGGAAAAUGUGCUGGCUCUGGUCCCAAGCCACCUGAAAAAGCUCACUGACACCAUUGAGACACUCUCAGAUGAAAUGAGAGAAGAUUACCUACUCAGUGUAAAGAAAGCUAUUGUGGAUUUUGUUCUGAAGGAUCCCAGAGAAAAGGAAGAGGACAAGGUGAAAAAUAUUCCUCCUCAUAGAGCUGAGUUGGAAAUUGUGCCACAGCCUUGGAAAAAGUCAUUUUUGACGGCUCGCAAAAUCAUGAAAGCCAAACUAAAUGCCAUAAACCCCACAAUGCUGGCCGUGCUGGACCUGUGGCAUGUCUCUUUCAAAAACCUGCGAAUGAUUGACGUGGAGGAGUUCCACAAUCGGCAGGAGUCGAUGGAGCUGUCUCUCUUUCAGAACCUGGUCAUGAGACACAUUGAAUCUGCCAAAGAGAAACUCCUCAAAAAGUGGUUUCCAGAAGUUCAGAAUAUUUAUUACCAAGGGAACAAACGCAAGCUUGUCCCCAGUAACAGCAAUAGUGCCAAACUGCAGUCCUUCUUUAACAGUGCUGCGACCCUGAUGACUGGGCAGCUGCAGAGUCUAGCGCUAGACUCCAUUCAGGACUUCACCAAUCUCAUCUCUCAGCCCACGGAUUCAGUCCGUGCCUUUGAGCACCCUGGUUUCAUCAUGAGGCUCAUCCUGGACAAAACUAGCAUCAAAUUCGAGCCAGAGUUCAAAGACUUUGAGAUUGUCCUCCUCAAUGUGUACGACGUCAUAAUUAAAUCUGUCAGCCUGGUUCCAAGAGUGGAGACUAAACUGUACUCUGAAUGGCCCGGUUCAAAGUCAAGGAGUAUGCUAAAGCCGAUAGUGCUGCCGGAGAUCUUAGAGGAGCAGUACAAGGUGGUGAGGCAGGUGGUGCAGAGGGAGAGUGUGGGUCCUCAGGCACACCUGCAUCUCUAUGACAAGUACAUCAUGCUGGUCAACAGGCAGGCUGAGCUGGAAGUGGAGCAGUUCCUGCAUGAGAAGCACUCUUUCAAGGAGACCGUGAGGGAGGUCGCCAAGUACCAGAGCCUGGCCAAUGAAAUCCAGUACAACUCCAUCAAGAUGACACGCAUGGGGAUGUUCGAGCUGCACUGUGAUGAGUUGAUCAGGUCGCUGGUCAAGCGGGCUGAAGGACUGUGCGACAAAAUCAUAGCCAAGCUGUUAAAGGACCACCAGGACACAAACAGACAGCUAUGUGAGGACUUUGAGGCGAUAGCAGAGAAGGCAUUGAGCACCCCUCCGAACACAGAGAAACUGAUGGAGCUCAAGGCGUAUGUGAAGAAGGUGGAAACUCAAGACAUGCUGGAGAUAGAGCAGAAGCUAGUGGAGGCCAAAGACCGUCUUUCCUUUCUUGUUGACUGUGCCAAUUUCUCCCCUGUGGAUAUGCGGCUCAACAGCAGUACCUUCCAGUGGUUUAUGCGGCUUCCUGAAGUCUUUGAGGAGCACCGGCAGAUUGUCAAGGAGAAGACGGAUCAAUACCAGGAUGGGCUGAAGCUGCGCUGUGACCGGUUUGAGGAGGAACUGGAGAGUUACAGCAAGCAGGUAGAAGAGUUUGUCACCUUUGGAGACAUGUCUGAGCUCAACAGAUAUCUCAGAAAAGCUCAGGCUCUGAAUUCAAAGCUGGACCUUGCUAUGGAAAAGAUUGAUCAAUUUAAUUUGGAAGAAGAGGCUUUUGGCUGGCCUGUGUCGCAGUACCCUCAACGGAAGAAGAUCCAGGAGAAGCUGAUGCCCUACCUGCGCCUCUACGAGAUGACGACCGAGUUCCACACCAAGCACAAGGAAUGGAUGGAGGGGCCACUGGCCAUGGUCAAUCCUGACAAGGUGGAGCUGGACGUGGGCAAUUAUUGGCGAGGCCUCUACAAGCUGGAAAAGGGCUUCCAGGACUCCCCCAAUGCCUUGCACAUUGCCACCAAGGUCAAGGAAAAGGUGGAGGAGUUCAAGGAGCACAUCCCCCUGGUCCAGGUGCUCUGUAACCCAGGGAUGCGUGACCGCCACUGGGAAGCUAUGUCAGAGAUUGUGGGCUUUGAGCUGAAACCCACGAAUGAGACCACAGUGUCCAAGUCCCUCACCAUGCACCUGGAGCCCUUCCUUGACCGCUUUGAGGGCAUCAGCGAGGCAGCCAGCAAGGAGUACUCUCUGGAGAAGGCUAUGGAGAAGAUGGUGAAGGAGUGGGAUGAGAUCGAGUUCAGCCUACUCCCCUACCGGGAGACUGGCACCUACAUCCUGUCCUGCAUCGACGAAGUCCAGAUGCUACUGGACGAUCACAUCGUUAAGACCCAGACAAUGCGUGGAUCCCCCUUCAUCAAGCCCUUUGAGAGAGAGAUCCAUGCCUGGGAAGGCAAGCUGCUGCUGCUUCAGGAGAUCCUGGAUGACUGGCUGAAGGUGCAAGCCACCUGGCUGUACCUGGAGCCCAUCUUCAGCUCCCCGGACAUCAUGGCACAGAUGCCAGAGGAAGGCCGCCGCUUCACCAGUGUAGAUAAAACCUGGAGAGACACCAUGAAGCAGGUCUUACUGGACAAGCAUGUUCUGGCAGUGGUGGCCAUAGACAAGAUGCUGGAGAAGCUGAAGAAAUGCAACGAGUUCCUGGAGCUUAUCCUGAAGGGACUCAACGAAUACUUGGAGAAGAAACGACUCUUCUUCCCACGGUUCUUCUUCCUCUCCAAUGACGAACUGCUCGAGAUCCUCUCCGAAACCAAAGACCCCACCAGAGUGCAGCCCCACCUGAAGAAGUGCUUCGAGGGCAUUGCAAAGGUGGAGUUCACAGACGUGCUGGAUAUUACCCACAUGAAGAGCAGCGAAGGGGAGGUUGUGGAGCUAAUCAACAUCAUUUCCACCUCCAAGGCUCGUGGACAGGUCGAGAAGUGGCUGCUGGAGCUGGAGUCUGGCAUGCUACGUUCUCUACACAAAGUAAUUGGAGAAGCGAUUGAAGCCUACCCGAAAAGCGCCCGCAUCGACUGGGUGCGUGAGUGGCCGGGACAGACUGUGCUGUGUGUCUCGCAGACCUACUGGACACGAGACAUUCACAAUGCCAUCAAAGCAGGCCAGAAGGCUCUGCAAGAGUACCUGGAGUUGAAUAACAAGCAGAUUGCUGACAUUGUGACUCUAGUUCGAGGGAAGCUGUCCAAGCAGAACCGCAUCUCUCUGGGAGCGCUGGUCGUGCUGGACGUUCACGCUCGGGAUGUGCUGGCAGCACUGGUCAAUAAAAAAGUCAGCGACGAGAAUGACUUUGAGUGGCUGAGCCAGCUUCGCUACUAUUGGCUGGACGAACAGCUGCAGACAAAAAUGAUCAAUGCUGGCUUGGCCUAUGGCUACGAAUAUCUAGGCAACACACCUCGCCUGGUCAUCACGCCCCUCACUGACCGCUGCUACAGGACUCUGUUCGGGGCCUUGAACCUUCACCUGGGUGGGGCCCCCGAGGGGCCGGCCGGCACAGGGAAGACAGAGACAACCAAGGAUCUGGCCAAGGCUGUCGCCAAACAGUGUGUGGUCUUCAACUGCUCGGAUGGGCUUGACUAUAUUGCACUGGGAAAGUUCUUCAAGGGUUUGCUGUCCUGUGGUGCCUGGGCUUGCUUUGAUGAGUUUAAUCGGAUCGAUUUGGAAGUGCUUUCUGUUGUGGCACAGCAGAUUCUUACCAUUCAGAGAGGCAUCUCUACUGGGUCUGAUACCCUGGUGUUUGAAGGCACUGAGCUCAGACUGGACCCUACCUGUGCCGUCUUCAUCACAAUGAACCCUGGCUAUGCGGGCCGCUCCGAGCUGCCCGAUAACCUAAAGGCCCUGUUCAGGACAGUUGCUAUGAUGGUGCCUGACUACGCCAUGAUUGCGGAGAUCGUGCUGUACUCCUGCGGCUUUGUCACGGCUCGGCCCCUCUCGGUGAAGAUCGUGGCCACAUACCGGCUCUGCUCCGAGCAGUUGUCCUCCCAGCACCACUAUGAUUAUGGCAUGAGGGCUGUCAAAUCUGUCCUCACUGCCGCAGGAAAUCUAAAAUUAAAAUAUCCAGAUGAGAAUGAAGAUAUUUUAUUGCUGAGGUCUAUCAUUGAUGUUAAUCUGCCGAAGUUUCUGGCUCAUGAUUUGCCACUGUUUGAGGGCAUCACAUCGGACCUGUUCCCGGGGGUGAAGCUGCCAAAGCCAGAUUACCGAUUGUUGCUGGAAGCGAUCCGGGAGAACUGCGAGAAGAUGAACCUGCAGCUGACAGACUUCUUUGCUGAGAAGAUCCUGCAGGUCUUCGAGAUGAUGAUCGUGCGUCACGGCUUCAUGAUCGUUGGGGAACCCUUCGGGGGGAAGACCUCCGCCUACCGCGUCCUGGCUGCUGCACUCAGCGAUAUCUGUGAGAAGGGUUUGAUGGACGAGAACAGGGUGCAGAUCACAGUGAUUAAUCCCAAGUCCAUCACUAUGGGUCAGCUGUAUGGGCAGUUUGACCUGGUAUCCCACGAAUGGUCUGAUGGGAUCUUGGCCGUCAGUUACAGAGCCUUUGCUAUAUCACAAACUCCAGACAGGAAGUGGCUGAUCUUUGACGGGCCAGUGGACGCAGUGUGGAUUGAGAACAUGAACACUGUGUUGGACGACAAUAAAAAGCUGUGCCUGAUGAGCGGAGAGAUCAUCCAGAUGUCCCCGCAGAUGAGUCUUAUCUUCGAGCCAAUGGAUUUGGAGGUGGCCUCGCCUGCUACUGUGUCCAGGUGUGGUAUGAUCUAUAUGGAGCCCCACAUACUGGGCUGGAGACCCCUCAUGGUGUCCUGGCUUAACACCUUACCUCCCUCAAUCCGUCAAAUGCACAAGGACCUCAUCAUGGGCCUUUUUGACAGGAUGCUGCCAGCCUGUCUGCAGUUCAUUCGCAAAGUAACAAAGGAACUUUCUCCAACUUCGGAUACCAACCUGGUUCAUUCCCUGAUGAAUCUCAUGGACUGCCUGAUGGAUGAGUUUACAGAUGAAUCCAAGAUAAAAAGCAUGAAUGAACGAGAUGUCUGCUCAUGGCUGGAAGGGAUCUUCGUCUUCUCCCUGGUGUGGUCAGUGGGAGCCAGCGGCCAGGAGGAUGGGCGCGUAAAGUUUGACAAGCUGGUGCGUGAGAUCCUGGAAGGGCCCCUGAGUGAGGAAACAAAGAUGCGAUACAACAUCCUGCAUCACGUGGAGCCCCCAGCCAAGCAGCUGACUGUACCCGUGCCCAAGGAGGGCACCAUCUACGAGUACAAGUUCAUCAAAGAGGGCUCAGGAAGAUGGGAGCUGUGGACUGAAGCUCUGGCAUCGGCCCCUGCGAUUCCACGGGAUGUGCAGUUCAAUGAAAUCAUUGUGCCCACCCUGGACACGAUCCGAUACACAGCACUGAUGCAGCUCCUGACAACACAUCAGAAGCCAACCGUGUUCAUUGGGCCUACGGGCACCGGCAAGAGCGUCUACAUUAUUGAUUUCCUGUUAAAACACCUGGACAAGAAUGUCUACAACCCUCUGCUCAUCAACUUCUCAGCUCAGACCACUGCAGCUCAGACCCAGAACAUCAUCAUGUCCAAGUUGGAUAAGAGGAGGAAGGGGGUGUACGGGCCCCCUCUGGGCAAGAAAACGGUGGUGUUUGUGGACGACGUGAACAUGCCUGCUCGGGAGGUGUAUGGUGCCCAGCCCCCUGUCGAGUUGCUGCGUCAAUGGCUGGACCACUGGAACUGGUACGACCUGAAGGACUGCUCCAUGAUCAAGCUGGUGGAUAUCCAGAUUAUGUGCGCCAUGGGGCCACCAGGUGGUGGCAGAAACCCAAUCACUCCGCGUUUCUUACGGCAUUUCAACACUGUUACCAUCAAUGAGUUUGAUGAGAAAUCAAUGUAUACCAUCUUCUCCAGGAUUCUAGACUGGCAUCUUGCCAUACGGUUCAGCUUUCCUAAUGAGUUUGCAGUGGUGACUCCACAGGUAAUCCACGGCACCAUGGCAGUGUACAAGGAGGCCGCCAAGAACCUGCUGCCCACACCAGCAAAGUCUCACUACCUCUUCAACCUGCGAGACUUCUCCCGUGUCAUCCAGGGUAUCUGCCUUUCCAGACCCGAGACUAUGGACUCCCCAGUGGCUAUCAAGCGCCUCUGGGUUCAUGAGGUGAUGCGUGUGUACUACGACCGUCUGGUGGAUGGUCCGGACCGUGCCUGGCUGGUGGGCUACCUGCAGGAAGUAAUGAAGAGCCACAUGCGCGAGGACUUCCAUCAGAUCUUUCAGCACCUGGACAUCGACGGGGAUGGGAGAGUGACAGAGGACGACCUGCGUAGCCUGAUGUUCUGCGACUUCCAUGACCCUAAGGGGGAGGACCACAACUACCGCGAGGUGAGCAACGCAGACCAGCUGCGCCAAGUGGUGGAGUCACACCUGGAGGAGUUCAACAACCUCAGCAAGAAGCCCAUGAACCUGGUCCUGUUCCGCUUCGCCAUUGAGCAUGUCUGCAGGAUCUCGCGGGUGCUCAAGCAGCCCCGUGGCCACUGUUUGCUGGUAGGGGUGGGCGGCAGCGGACGGCAGUCUCUUACUCGCCUUGCCGCCCACAUGGCGGAUUCUGAGCUCUUCCAAGUGGAGCUCGCCAAGAGCUAUGGCUCCAACGAGUGGCGGGAGGACCUGAAGCACAUCUUGCGCAAAUCGACGGAGGGAGAGUCCCACGGCGUCUUUCUCUUCACCGACACCCAGAUCAAGCAGGAGUCCUUCCUGGAGGAUGUCAGCAACCUGCUGAAUACAGGCGAGGUGCCCAACCUGUUUGCUGUGGAUGAAAAGCAAGAGAUCUGCGAGCGCAUGCGGGUGCUAGACCGGCAGCGGGAUCGUGACAGUCAGACAGAUGGCACCCCCUUGGCUCUCUUCAAUAUGUUUCUGGAGCGCUGCCGCAGUCAGCUGCACGUGGUGCUGGCCAUGAGCCCCAUAGGGGACACCUUCCGAGGCCGGCUACGACAAUUCCCUGCACUUGUCAACUGCUGCACCAUCGACUGGUUCCAGACCUGGCCAGAGGACGCCCUUCAGGCUGUAGCCUCUCGUUUCUUGGAAGACAUCGAGAUGUCCGAGGACACGCGCACUGGCUGCAUCGACAUGUGCAAGAGCUUCCACACCUCCACCAUCACACUGUCCUUGCGCUUCCGCACAGAACUGCAGAGGCACAACUACGUCACCCCCACCUCCUACUUGGAGCUCAUUUCCACCUUCAAGGCCCUGCUCGAGAAGAAGAGAAGCGAGGUGAUGAAGAUGAAGAGGCGCUAUGAGGUGGGUCUGGAGAAGCUGGAGUCAGCAGCCACCCAGGUGGCUACCAUGCAGAUAGAGCUGGAGGCGCUGCAGCCACAGCUGAAGGUGGCCAGCAGGGAGGUGGACGAGAUGAUGGUGAUCAUUGAGAAAGAGUCCAUUGAGGUGGCCAAGACUGAGAAGAUCGUCAAGGUGGACGAGGCAGUAGCCAAUGAGCAGGCCAUGGCAGCCAAGGCCAUUAAGGAUGAGUGUGACGCUGAUCUUGCCAUCGCUAUGCCCAUCCUUGAGUCUGCUCUGGCUGCUCUAGACACGCUCACCACGCAGGACAUCACAGUGGUGAAGUCGAUGAAGAGCCCCCCUGCUGGAGUGAAGGUGGUGAUGGAGGCGAUCUGUAUCCUGAAGGGGAUUAAGCCAGACCGUGUCCCAGACCCCUCGGGCUCAGGCAAGAAGGUGGAGGACUUCUGGGGUCCUGCCAAGAAGCUGCUGGGGGACAUGAAGUUUCUGCAGUCCCUCCACGAGUACGACAAGGACAACAUCCCCGCGGCCUACAUGAGCAUCAUUCGCAAGCAGUACAUCACCAACCCAGAGUUCGUCCCUGAGAAGAUCCGCAAUGCCUCCACUGCUGCGGAGGGGCUCUGCAAGUGGGUCAUUGCCAUGGACUCCUAUGACAAAGUGGCGAAGGUGGUGGCCCCAAAGAAGGAGAAGCUGGCCGUGGCGGAGGGAGAGCUUAAGGUAGCCAUGGAGGGGCUGCGAAAGAAACAGGCCGCUCUCAAAGAGGUCCAGGACAAGCUGGCCAAGCUGCAGAGGACACUGGAGUCCAACAAAACAAAGAAAGCUGACCUGGAGAACCAGGUGGACCUGUGUAGUAAGAAGCUGGAACGAGCAGAGCAGCUGAUCGGUGGGCUGGGAGGAGAGAAGACCCGUUGGAGUGUGACAGCCAAACAGCUGGGGAUUCAGUACAACAACCUGACUGGAGACAUCCUCAUCUCCUCUGGGAUUGUGGCAUACCUAGGGGCCUUUACCUCCAUCUACAGACAGACUCAAGCAUGUGAGUGGGCUGCUCUGUGUAAAAGCCGUCACAUCCCAUGUUCAGAAGAUUUUUCCCUCAUGGGCUGUCUGGGGGAGCCUGUGAAAAUCCGUGCCUGGAACAUUACGGGCCUGCCCUCGGACAGCUUCUCCAUUGACAAUGCCAUCAUCAUCUCAAAUGCUAGAAGGUGGCCUCUGAUGAUAGACCCCCAGGGACAGGCCAACAAGUGGGUGAAGAACAUGGAGAAAGCCAACACCCUCCACAUCAUCAAACUGAGUGACUCUGACUUUGUGAGAACGCUGGAGAACUGCAUUCAGUUCGGUACACCUGUCCUGCUUGAAAAUAUUGGGGAGGAGCUGGACCCCAUCUUGGAGCCGCUGCUGCUCAAGCAGACCUUCAAACAGGGGGGCAGUGUCUGUAUUCGGCUGGGAGACUCCACCAUCGAGUAUGCCCCGGACUUCCGCUUCUACAUCACCACAAAGCUGAGGAACCCACACUAUCUGCCUGAGACCUCUGUCAAGGUGACCCUGUUGAACUUCAUGAUCACCCCUGAGGGCAUGCAGGACCAGCUCCUCGGUAUUGUGGUGGCACGGGAGAGACCCGACCUGGAGGAGGAGAAGCAGGCGCUCAUUUUACAGGGCGCAGAGAAUAAGAGGCAGUUAAAGGAGAUUGAGGACAAGAUCCUGGAGGUGCUGUCGUCAUCAGAGGGCAACAUCCUAGAGGAUGAGACAGCCAUCAAGAUCCUGUCGUCCUCCAAGGUCCUGGCCAACGAGAUCACGGAGAAGCAGACUGUGGCCGAGGUGACGGAGAAGAAGAUUGAUGCCACGCGCCUGGGUUACCGGCCCAUCGCUAUCCACUCCUCCAUCCUGUUCUUCUCCAUCGCAGACUUGGCCAACAUCGAGCCCAUGUACCAGUACUCCCUCACCUGGUUCAUCAACCUCUUUACCAUGUCCAUCGAGAACUCGGAGAAGUGUGACAACCUCGACACCAGACUUCAGAUCUUGCGAGAUCACUUCACCUACUCUCUGUACGUCAACGUGUGCCGCUCGCUGUUUGAGAAGGACAAGCUGCUCUUCUCUUUCUGUCUCAACGUCAACCUGCUGAAGCAUGAGAAGAUGAUUGAUGACAGUGAAUGGAAGUUCUUGCUGACAGGAGGGGUGGGGCUGGAUAAUCCCCACCCUAAUCCCUGCACCUGGCUGCCAACAAAUUCCUGGGACGAGAUCUGCAGGGUGGACAGUCUGGUGGCCUUCAAAUACAUCCGCAGGGACUUUGAACGUCUGAAGGAGGGCUGGAAGCAGGUCUAUGACAGCAUGGAGCCACAUCACGUGCCGUUCCCUGAGGAGUGGCAGGAUAAGCUGGGCGAGUUCCAGAGGAUGCUGAUGAUCCGCUGCCUGCGGCCGGACAAGGUGAUCCCCAUGGUGCAGGAGUUUGUGGUUCACAGCCUGGGGCGCAAGUUCAUCGAGGCUCCCCCCUUUGACCUGGGCAAGGCGUUUGGAGACAGUCACUGCUGCGCCCCCCUCAUCUUCAUCCUCUCCCCUGGCUCUGACCCCAUGGCUGCGCUACUGCGCUUCGCUGACGACCAGGGUUUCGGAGGUGCCAAAUUGAGCUCUCUGUCUCUGGGUCAGGGUCAGGGCCCCAUCGCCAUGCAAAUGAUUGAGAAGGCUGUCAAGGAGGGCACCUGGGUGGUGCUGCAGAACUGCCACCUCGCCACCUCCUGGAUGCCCAUGCUGGAGAAAGUCUGCGAGGAGCUGAACCCUGACACUACUCACCCCGACUUCCGGCUUUGGCUGACCAGCUACCCCUCUGCCACCUUCCCCGUCUCAGUGCUGCAGAACGGUGUCAAGAUGACCAACGAGGCACCCAAGGGCCUACGCGCCAACAUCGGACGCUCUUACCUCAUGGACCCCAUCUCAGACCCCGAGUUCUUCAACAGCUGCAACAAGCCGGGUGCGUUUAAGAAGCUGUUGUAUGGGCUGUGUUUCUUCCAUGCCCUGGUCCAGGAAAGACGGAAGUUUGGUCCUCUGGGUUGGAACAUCCCAUAUGAGUUCAAUGAGACAGACCUGCGAAUCUCUGUCCAGCAGCUCAACAUGUUCCUCAACCAGUACCAGGAGGUCCCAUUCGAUGCUAUCCGCUACAUGACGGGCGAGUGUAACUACGGGGGCCGUGUGACUGACGACUGGGACCGGCGCAGUCUGCGUGCCAUCCUCUCCAAAUUCUACAACAGCCAGAUCACAGACAAUCCCGACUACAAGUUCGACUCCAGCGGCCUCUACUACUGUCCUCCCGAGGGGGAUUACAACAGUUACAUCGAGUACACCAAGACACUGCCCCUGAACCCAACCCCAGAGAUCUUCGGAAUGAACGCCAAUGCUGACAUCACCAAGGACCAGACAGAGACCAAGCUCCUCUUCGACAGCAUCCUGCUGACCCAGAGUGACAGCACUUCGCGUUCCUCUGGGGGAGACGCCAAGUCCUCGGAUGACAUGGUGUUCGAAGUGGCGGCUGACAUCCUGAGCAAGCUGCCAGCUAACUUUGAUGUGGAGGCUUCCAUGCGCAAAUACCCGACCACCUACACCCAGAGCAUGAACACUGUGCUUGUGCAGGAGAUGGGCCGCUUCAACAAGCUGCUGCAAACUAUCCGGGACUCCUGCAUCAACAUACAGAAAGCCAUCAAGGGUCUGGUAGUGAUGUCUGCAGAGCUGGAGGAGGUGGUGAACAGCAUCUUGAAGGGGCGCAUCCCGGGAAUGUGGAUGAAGAAGUCCUAUCCCAGCCUCAAACCGCUGGGCAGCUAUGUUAAUGACUUCCUGGCCAGACUCAAGUUUCUGCAGGACUGGUAUGAUCAUGGCACCCCCUCUGUGUUUUGGCUGUCUGGGUUCUUCUUCACACAAGCCUUCUUGACGGGCAGCCAGCAGAACUUCGCUCGCAAGUACACCAUCCCUAUCGACCUGCUGGGCUUCGACUAUGAGGUGCUGGAGGACAAGGAGUACCACCAGGCCCCUGACGACGGAGUUUAUGUCCGAGGCCUGUUUCUUGACGGGGCUCGUUGGGACAGGAAAAAGAAAGUUCUGGUGGAGUCUCAUCCCAAAGUCCUGUACGACACUGUACCUGUGAUGUGGCUGAAGCCUUGUAAAAGACAGGACAUUCCCAAGCGCCCAAGCUACUUAUCCCCUGUUUACAAGACCAGCGAGAGGAGAGGCACUCUGUCCACCACCGGGCACUCCACCAACUUCGUCAUCUCCAUGACCAUCCCCUCCGACAUGCCAGAGGAGCACUGGAUCAGCCGUGGAGUGGCUCUCAUGUGCCAGCUGAACUCUUAGCAGCCUGACAUGAAGCAAACUAUGUGCACUUUUAUAACUUCGCAUGUCAUUUAAACUUGGUGCCUAAAAUAUUUGUUUGUGCAUUUGUCACGU